This is a messenger RNA of Dentiscutata erythropus, 1513 nucleotides long. Lineage: Eukaryota; Fungi; Glomeromycota; Glomeromycetes; Diversisporales; Gigasporaceae. The record is from the annotation of a GenBank genome assembly.
AUGUUCUGGAACCAAUCAUUGAAGCGUCAUGACCGCCAAGCCAGAAAUUGGCAAUUAAAGCACUACUUGAGUUAUCGUUUGAAAACUGAUGAGAAUAUAUUACCGUGGGACACGGUUUAUAGUGAUUGGCAGAAGUCACUCAACUUAGUUAUCAAAGACUGCGCUAAAAUAGUUCCCAAAACUGUAUCAGGUUUCUGCAAAGAUUUAGUUAAUGUUUGCGACACUUUCGAAGGUUCCGUCGUUCGUCAAAGCUGUGAGAAUUUGUAUACCGAGUUCUAUCAACGGAAUGUUGAUUCCCAAAUUGUUGAAAGACAUCGACUUUUGGAAGCAACAAUAUUUUCAGAGCAAAAUUUUGCGGAAUUCAUGCAAUCGUUAAAUAAAAAACGAAUAGGUGAAGACAUUGGAAAGGAUUCGUCAUCCGAUGAAAAACGAGCUCGUUCCAACGAAUAUAAUGGGGGCAAUUUCCCUCAAACAUGUGACACAGAAGAACUUGACGAAUCAGAAACCUGUUCGCAAGAAUCCAGUACAAUUUUGAAUAAUUAUAAAAUCUACAGACGUGAAGUAAUUAAUACCCUUUCGGAAAAUGGUAUAGUGGACUUAAGUCCGACAUCUGAAUUUGUUCUCUUGUACCUGGAAGAAGCGGAGUACGAUACAUUGAUAAAAGAAGUUUUUGAUCCAAUCGAUAAAAUCUUUCCAAAAGAAGGGGUUGAAUUUCUAACCGAUUUCUUUUCGAAGAAACUGAGCGAACAACAAUGGGAAGACAAAAUUGAAAAUUUAAUGAAAGUCGAUUCCGAACAAACCAAUUUUAUUAUCAAAUUAAAAAAGGUUGAUAAUAGAAACGUUACCGAUAUUGUAAAUAAUCCACUUAAAAAUAAAGAAAUGACAGAAGAGGAGUAUAUGAAUAUCUACAUUCAUCCAGUAUUAAAAAAAGCAUUGAUCCGGUUCUCUGAUAUUAGAUAUGUUCCAGGUAAUAAGGCUAUCAAAGCCUCCGCUUAUCGAAAAACAGUGAUGAAACAAAGAGGAGCUGCAGAUCGGGCGGAUGGGAUAGCAUACACUUCAAACAGUCAAAAUUCAUAUGAGAUAUCCAUCACAGAAGGGAGCCGACCGUACGUUACUGACAAAAAUAAAGAAUCCAGUGAUUUCAUUCAAAAUGCGAGAGCAGCCAAAGACCUAAUUAACUUUGCUGUAACGCAAGAGGUAUUACGCAAACGGCCACUUCCAUCUCACUUUCGAACAUUUAUGGUUCAAGUUAUUGAGUUUAAUUUACGAUUCUAUUUGAUGGAUUAUCGCACUCAAUAUUGUAUCUUUGAAAUCGAAACAUGCGAAAUAUCUUCAGAUUGGAAUGAAACCCUGCAAUUCACUUCUUUUUAUAGGGCAAUUAUAACAUGGGCGUUAUUGGUGGGAGAAGCUGAUAAAAAGUUUCAGGAGUCAAGAAAUAAAAAGAGUUCGCGCCUAAGUAACUGUCACAAUAUCCGAAAACUAUUAAAGCUUUCACACAAUAACGAACGCGGUG